Molecule: messenger RNA, 2669 nt
Organism: Acipenser ruthenus (sterlet)
Lineage: Eukaryota; Metazoa; Chordata; Actinopteri; Acipenseriformes; Acipenseridae
Product: zinc finger protein 436-like
Exons: 2
Coding region: 228-1916 (562 amino acids)
Source: RefSeq, a predicted model, not a curated record
GACGUGUGGGGGGCGUGGUCUUGUACCUGGAACUGAGAGAGAGGGGGUUAAAUCUGCAGUGAGGACUAGUCUAGUCACACAGAUUACCUGUCGCUGUUAGUUUGAGCUGCUUGUUUACCCUGGAGAGAAGAACCGAGACGAUCAGAGCGAGUGACUAGAGCCGUGCUGCACAUCCCACUGACAAUACCUGAAGACUGCCUUAUCCUGGUGAAAGCCAAGGAACAACGAUGGAGUCUGUUUACAUUAAACAGGAGGAGGUUGUGGAACUGGUACCUAUCUGCAUUAAACAGGAGAUGCCUGAACUGGAGCCUGUCCACAUUAAAGAAGAGACUGAACUGGAGUCCGUCCACAUUAAAGAAGAAGAGACUGAACUGGAGUCCGUCCACAUUAAAGAAGAAGAGACUGAACUGGAGCCUGUCCACAUUAAAGAAGAGACUGAACUGGAGUCCGUCCACAUUAAAGAAGAAGAGACUGAACUGGAGCCUGUCCACAUUAAAGAAGAGACUGAACUGGAUGUCCACAUUAAAGAAGAAGAGACUGAACUGGAGCCUGUCCACAUGAAAGAAGAGACUGAACUGGAGCCUGUCCACAUUAAAGAAGAGACUGAACUGGAGCCUGUCCACAUUAAAGAAGAGACUGAACUGGAGCCUGUCCACAUUAAAGAAGAAGAGACUGAACUGGAGCCUGUCCACAUUAAAGAAGAAGAGACUGAACUGGAGCCUGUCCACAUUAAAGAAGAGACUGAACUGGAGCCUGUCCACAUUAAAGAAGAGACUGAAUUGGAACCUGUCCACAUUAAAGAAGAGACUGAAUUGGAACCUGUCCACAUUGAAGGGGAAUCUGCUGACUUGUUGUUUAAGGAUACAGAAAAUAUAUCCCGGCCAAAGUUAUCACAUCAGUGUAAUGAAUGUGGAAAGAGCUUCAGCCAGCCAGGAAGCCUAAAAACACACCAGCACAUUCACACUGGAGAGAAGCCGUAUCACUGUACUGAAUGUGGAAAGAGCUUCCGUCAGUUAGCAGUCCUAAAAAUACACCAGCGACUACACACUGGAGAAAAGCCGUAUCACUGUACUGAAUGUGGAAAGAGUUUCAUGGAGUCAGGAAGCCUAAAAAGACACCAGCGAAUUCACACUGGAGAGAAGCCGUAUCACUGUUUUAAAUGUGGGAAAAGCUUCACUGACAAAGGAACACGAAACAAACACCAGCGAAUUCACACUGGAGAGAAGCCGUAUCACUGUUUUGAAUGUGGGAAGAGCUUCAGUGCGUCAGGAAGCCUAAAAACACACCAGCGACUUCACACUGGAGAGAAACCAUAUCAAUGUACUGAAUGUGAAGAAAGCUUCACUAACAAAGGAAAACUAAAAAAACACCAGAGAAUUCACACUGGAGAGAAGCCACACCACUGUAGUGAAUGUGGUAAGAGCUUCAAUGUGUCAGGAAAACUAAAAAUACACCAGCGAAUUCACACUGGAGAGAAGCCAUAUCAAUGUACUGAAUGUGGGGAGAGCUUCAGUGAGUCAGGAAGCCUAAAUAGACACCAACUCAUUCACACUGGAGAGAAACCGUAUCGCUGUGUUGAAUGUGGGGAGAGCUUUAGGCAGUCAGGAAUCCUAAAAACACACCAGCGAAUUCACACUGGAGAGAAGCCAUAUCAAUGUAAUGAAUGUGGGGAGAGCUUCAGUGAGUCAGGAAGCCUAAAUAGACACCAACGCAUUCACUCUGGAGAGAAGCCGUAUCACUGUGUUGAAUGUGGGGAGAGCUUUAGGCAGUCAGGAAUCCUAAAAACACACCAGCGAAUUCACACUGGAGAGAAGCCAUAUCAAUGUAAUGAAUGUGGGGAGAGCUUCAAUGUGUCAGGAAACCUAAAAAGACACCAGCGAAUUCACACUGGAGCCAGCCUCCCUCCCAGUCCCUGACCUCUCCACCCUGCUUGUUUGAGUGUGUGGAGAGCUGACUGAUUCCUUGUCUCUCUCUCUCACCCUGCAGUAAAUGAAGGGGGUCCCCAGGAGUGAGAGCCAGCCUGAAUCCAGGGACACUGAGAAGGGGAGCGUGUCAAACUGAAGGAGACAGACCCAUUCUUUCAGAAUGAACUGCAUUGGAAAUUAAUCUCACUUAUCAUGCUGUGAGGAUUUAUGCCAAGCUUGUUUCUGUGAACACAUUAAACAAAGAUGCCAAAAACACACCAUAUUUUUAAAAUACCAUUACUGUACCAGUGUCGGUGAGAACAGAAGUGAAUUAUUUAUAAGAAACUAAAACUAAGAAUCUCUUCAUGGGUGUGGCAGCAGUGUGCCCUUCAUAUUACUAGAAUGGCCUGUAAGCUAUUGCACCAGUGCAAGCACAAGCUGAAACAACCUUUAUUUUUUUUAUAUCACGUGGUGCACACUUUGCACUGGAGCAAGUGCUGUUUUGGGUUUGAAUGAACUUGACUGCUUUGAGUGUUUAAAGGGCACAUAUAGACCUUUUAUUUUAUUGUGUUACAUGUUCCCAUGUGUUUACGUAAGGUGUGUAUUGUUUUUAUUUUUUUAUACAUUUUGACCACUUUUUUUAAACUUUUAAAUUACAUUUGCUGCCUCAAGAUGGCUUCCCAUGUACCUGCAUGGACCUCUCAGAACUACAUUUCCCAUCAUCCUCCUGCUCACAUUUGUAACUGAGAUUAAUUUACCAGUGAG